This is a messenger RNA of Coregonus clupeaformis (lake whitefish), 438 nucleotides long. Its product is annotated as transmembrane 9 superfamily member 4-like. NCBI's taxonomy places the organism in Eukaryota, Metazoa, Chordata, Actinopteri, Salmoniformes, Salmonidae. Gene Ontology annotation, cellular component: membrane. The record is from RefSeq and is a predicted model, not a curated record. Gene Ontology annotation, biological process: protein localization to membrane. The transcript has a single exon. Bases 1 to 438 code for a protein of 145 amino acids.
AUGUUUGCUGCUGAGUUAAAGCGCUGUGAGUUUAAUGAUGUUCUAAAUUACACCAUUAGAGACAAACUUGUAUGUGGGUUGCGGAGUGAAGCUGCACAAAAGAGUCUAUUGACUGAAAGUAAUCUGAGCUUGGCAAAGGCCAUUGAAGUCUUCAUUGCCAUCUGGGAGAACCAGUUCUACUACCUGUUUGGUUUCCUCUUCCUGGUGUUCAUCAUCCUGGUGGUGUCAUGCUCCCAGAUUAGUAUCGUCAUGGUCUACUUCCAGCUCUGUGCAGAGGACUACCGAUGGUGGUGGAGGGCCUUCCUGGUAUCAGGGGGCUCAGCCUUCUACGUCCUUGUUUACGCCAUUUUCAACUUUGUCAACAAGCUGGACAUUGUGAAGUUUAUCCCUUCCCUGUUGUACUUUGGUUACACAGCUCUCAUGGUCCUGUCCUUCUGA